Messenger RNA from Arabidopsis thaliana (thale cress), 2178 nucleotides. It is a transcript of the gene DES1, whose product is annotated as L-cysteine desulfhydrase 1. The record is from RefSeq and is marked reviewed. Gene Ontology annotation, cellular component: cytoplasm. Lineage: Eukaryota; Viridiplantae; Streptophyta; Magnoliopsida; Brassicales; Brassicaceae. Gene Ontology annotation, molecular function: cystathionine gamma-lyase activity; cysteine synthase activity. Bases 276 to 1064 code for a protein of 262 amino acids. Gene Ontology annotation, biological process: L-cysteine biosynthetic process. The transcript is spliced from 9 exons.
GGUCAAGAGUCUUUUUAAUGAAUAUCUUACAACAAGAUUUGGUUUGUUUGAGAGUGUUUUGUUUUUUUUUUCAUCCCAAAAAUAUAACAAUUUACUAAUUUAGAUAAUACGAUUCAAUUAUACAACCACUCAAUACGAAUCUAUAUACAAUAUCUAUAUGUCUGCGUCUAUAUAUAUAUGGCCUGGUGUUGUUUUAGAUUUAGCGGUCUUUUGUCUCUUCUUCAUUGAUUAAACUCUAUCGUAAAUCUGAAGGAGUUUUCCAAAGACAAACCAACAUGGAAGACCGCGUCUUGAUCAAGAACGAUGUCACUGAAUUGAUAGGUAACACACCAAUGGUGUAUCUAAAUAAAAUUGUGGAUGGUUGUGUGGCUCGUAUUGCUGCCAAGCUUGAGAUGAUGGAGCCUUGCUCUAGCAUCAAAGAUAGAAUCGCAUAUAGUAUGAUCAAAGAUGCUGAAGACAAAGGAUUGAUUACUCCGGGAAAGAGUACAUUGAUUGAGGCAACGGGUGGUAACACCGGGAUUGGUUUAGCCAGCAUCGGGGCUUCAAGAGGUUAUAAAGUGAUCCUUUUGAUGCCUUCAACAAUGAGUUUAGAAAGGAGAAUCAUUCUAAGAGCAUUAGGUGCAGAGGUUCAUCUCACUGACAUUAGCAUAGGCAUUAAAGGACAGUUGGAGAAAGCUAAAGAGAUAUUAAGCAAAACUCCCGGUGGUUACAUACCACACCAGUUUAUUAAUCCUGAAAAUCCAGAGAUUCAUUAUAGAACCACGGGUCCGGAGAUUUGGAGAGAUUCAGCAGGGAAAGUAGAUAUCUUAGUCGCCGGUGUUGGAACUGGUGGAACGGUUACUGGAACAGGGAAGUUUCUUAAAGAAAAGAACAAAGAUAUUAAGGUUUGUGUGGUGGAACCUUCCGAAAGUGCGGUACUCAGCGGAGGAAAACCAGGUCCACAUUUGAUCCAAGGAAUAGGCUCUGGUGAAAUUCCAGCCAAUUUGGACUUAAGCAUUGUUGAUGAAAUCAUUCAAGUAAGUAGCUUAGAUUGUCGACUUCUCAAUCGCGAAACAAUAUUUUGAGAUAUGCAAUCUUUUAAUCUAGGUGACUGGUGAGGAAGCUAUUGAAACAACCAAGCUUCUUGCUAUCAAAGAAGGAUUAUUGGUUGGAAUAUCCUCUGGAGCCUCAGCUGCGGCUGCGUUAAAGGUUGCAAAGCGGCCUGAAAACGUAGGGAAACUCAUUGUGGUUAUUUUUCCUAGUGGAGGAGAACGUUAUUUAUCGACUGAAUUGUUCGAGUCAGUCAGAUAUGAAGCUGAGAAUUUGCCAGUUGAAUGAGUAGUAGUAACGUAGGAUUCAAUAAGAGAUGUUGGUACCAAGGUUACAUUUUGAUUAUUGUAGGUCAUUGUAAAAUCAAUAAGAGUUACAUAUUCCUUGAUGAUCAAUUAUAAGUUGUUCAUUAACUAAUUUUGAUAUAAUCCGAUCGCUAGACCGUCACAAUCAAACGUUAAAUCUUACUCAUUGUUAAUGGUCGGUUUUGGCCCAUGAACAUAAUAAGCCCAAACCAAGCCCAGUAAGUGAUAGAAAAGAUCUGGAGUGUUCCAUCGACCAAAGGAAGAGGGCAAAGAGGACAGAUGUACUGUGCAGAGUGGAAAAAGUGGUAAAGACUUACAAGCAUAAAAAGGAAACCCUAAAAGGACAGGUCCUAUAAGUACAAGAAUGGAAAGGAAUGAAAGGAAAUGCGCAAUUCCCGCUGACACAGAGAAAGGACAGCAGUACAACCAUUGACCUCGCCUCGUCUUCAAGACCUCACCUCGUCUUCAAGACCUCGCCUCGUCUUCAAGACCUCACCUCGUCUUCAAGACUUCGCCUCAUCUUCAAGACCUCACCUCGUCUCCAAGACCUCGCCUUGUCUACACAUCGCCGAUCUCAUCCUGUUUCGAUCAUUCCGUCACAAUACCACGUCCCUUAGUCAAGAAAUUCUCGUCUAGUCAUCGGCCUGUUAACCGAGACGGAUUCUUUAACUCUUCCUAGAGAAACAUCGUACUUGUGUGAUCCCUACAUCAACACUCAUGACUCUUGUUUGUAAUUGAAUUGAAAAUUAGAUACAAACACAUUAACUAGAGCUUGUUUUGAUACAGAGCUUUUAGCUAACUCUGUUAACUCACUAACGGUCUUCAAUAAAUCCGGAACCGAAUC